UUUGGGUCAGCAAUUUGCAACUUUUGAAGUAAUUAUACUUGUAGCAAUGAUGUUGAAAAAAUUUAAGUUUAAAUUAGUGCCUGGACAAAAAUCACCACCGGAAUUUAAAGAUGACAUUACAUUACCGAUGAAGGAUCCCCUUAUGACUAAAGUGUCAUAUAGAACUAAAAAUUGA
Dentiscutata heterogama is the source of this 175-nucleotide messenger RNA. Lineage: Eukaryota; Fungi; Glomeromycota; Glomeromycetes; Diversisporales; Gigasporaceae. The record is from the annotation of a GenBank genome assembly.